ACUUAGCAAAGUGAAAUGCGUUAACACAUUUGGUUGUAUUUGCCAAAUUUUGUUUGCUGGCCUGCUGCCAAAGGUAAAGAAAUGCUGAAAUAUGCAAUGAAAAUGGGCGUUUGUUUUGAAUUAAAGCCAUAAUGCAGCGUGAUUGUGUGUAUGUAUGCAUGCGUGUGCGUCUGUAUGUGUGCGUGUGUUCAUAUUAAAGGUUUGCAAUGCUGCUCUUUCUAAAUAUUCGCUGUCCACUGCGGCGAAACUAUAACUAAAUCGCUAUAAUAAUCCAAGGUGUUUGGGAACCUCCAUUAGCUAAAGUAGUCCAAAGUAAAAUAAAAUAUACUAUAAAUCGAAAAAAAUCAAAAACAAAAACAAAUACCUAUCGUAGACUCAUUAACCCCCUACCCAAGUAAAUAAGCAGCUGGUGCCGGGUGCAGGAAGCUCUAUAAAAUAACCAUAAGACUAACUCAGCAUGGUACGCAGCCGUCGCAGCCUCUCCAAAGAGGAUGUGGCCUCGGUGCUCACAGACAGUGGCAUUUCGCUCUCAUCGCCGCCGGCGACACGCGAAUUGUCGCCACAAGCGACAGGCAGCAUCAAGCGACGUAAGCGAAGUGUCAACAGUGUACAGGAUUUGUUUGCGGCUAAUGGGGAGCCAGAUGCCCAACCGGAUUUCUCUGAUGGCGACACGGAUGCCGAUGCGGAUUAUGUUCAGCCGGUGGCAAAGAGAGCACGCAAAGCGGACACAGGCAAACGCAAGCAGCACGUGUGCAGUCAUUGCUCGAAGGAAUUUGGUGGCAGGACAGAUCUGCUGCGGCACAUGCUCAUCCAUUCGGACCUGCGGCCGCACAAGUGCAGCGAGUGCGGCAAAUGCUAUCGCCAGGCCGUCAAUCUGAAGAAUCACAUCACCACCGCCCACGAGCGCAAGAAACAGUUCGCCUGCACCGAGUGUCCCAAAUCGUUUGCUCUAAAAGAGCGUCUCAAGCUGCACAUGCGUCUGCAUUCGGGCGAGAAGCCAUAUCCAUGCUCGCUCUGCGAGAAACGUUUUGCCCGCGGUGGCCAGUUGCAACAGCAUGUGGUAUCGCAUCACAAGACGAGCAUACAGCAAUUCAAUUGCACACACUGCUCGGCCAGCUUCUCGACGAAUGCCAAUCUGCGCGUGCACAUGGAACGGCACGAACAGGGCAUGGAAUACAGAUGCUUCAUAUGCGAGAAUGAGUUUCCAAACGAAUUGGCGCUGCGUACGCACAUCAAUCAGGAACACCACAAACUGAGGCAAUUUGAUUGUCAAAUAUGCCAGAAGACCAUCGAAACGGAUGAGGAUCUGGCCAGCCAUCUGAAGAAGCAUUCAUCGGUUAAGGCGCACGUUUGCGAGGUGUGCAAUUCGUAUUUCACCCAAAAGUCCCAGUACAACGUUCAUAUGCGAAUGCACACGGGAGAGCGACCAUAUCAGUGUCGGAUCUGUCAACAGACGUUUGCUCAUUCCAGCGUGCUGAAGCUGCACAUACGAAAGCACACCGGCGAGAAGCCGUUUCGCUGCCAGCUGUGUACGGAUGAGGUGGCCUUCUCGCAGCUGGCGCAUCUCAAGAAUCACAUGAAGAAGAUACACAAACAGCAGAAGCCCUACAUGUGUCCAAGCUGCCAUGAGUUCUUCAAGAUCAAAGUGGAGCUGCAGGCGCAUGCCGUACGGAGCACCAAAUGUCAGUCAACGGAGGAGCUCAACGAUGGAGAUCAGACAGCAGAUAUGCAGACACUAUCCAGCAUACGCUUCAACAUGGCCGUGGUGCUAAAGAAGAUUAGCUCGGCACAGAAGCUGCGUCAGCUGGGCUAUGAGAAGCGUUUAAUUGACAAUGUUAUCAUUGCCUCACUGAAACUCGCACAGCGUCCGUGCCAUGACGAUGCGACGCUGACACCUUUGGCUAGGCUCCGUCUGAAUGUGGAGGAGUUUCUCAAGUGGAUUGUGCCGGCGCAAACCAUGCAAAAGUUUCGAGAGGAACUGCUCUCGAUCGAUACGAUACUCGAUAAGAUUGCGACCAACUACAUGAAUCAAAAAUAGGUAACAACCAUUCUUUCUGCUUUUUAUCAGAGUAACUGUGCCAUAGAGAAAGAGAGAGAGAGAGAGAGAAAGAUAAAGUAAACAACGUUUAGAAUUAGUUCUUGCCAUUUAAUUUAGCUUACACCCAAUAAGUUAUCUAGAAAAUUCAACCAAAUGAUUUUGCCCAAAGAUAUGAAGAUGUUUAAGCACUGAACUUUGAAUUUACAUUCAUCAACUUAGUUUUACUAUUACCAAAAACAAAAAAAAACCGAAACAAAUGUUCCGUUUUAUGAAAACUUGCCAGAACAGAGCUUAAGGCUUUGAUGUUAUUUUAAGUUGAAUUUUGAAUACAUUCAUUGUGGCCAUGCUCAUUAACCUACAUUCAUAUGUAAUUGAGACGCAUUUGAAUUUCGCUGCAUUAGCGUUAGUAUUUAUUAAUUGCAGACCCAUUAUCGAUACCAAAUAUAAACCAUUGUGUAACCGCUAUGUAGACUAAGAAUUUCAAAUGGAAACCAUUAGAAUGUGUAAAACAAUAGCAAAACCAAAAUCCAAAUAUAAAAUUAAAUAAAUGGAAUUAAAUGUUGAAAA
Drosophila grimshawi is the source of this 2605-nucleotide messenger RNA. Its product is annotated as zinc finger protein draculin. The transcript has 4 exons. The coding region runs from base 458 to 2038 and encodes 526 amino acids. NCBI's taxonomy places the organism in Eukaryota, Metazoa, Arthropoda, Insecta, Diptera, Drosophilidae. The record is from RefSeq and is a predicted model, not a curated record. Gene Ontology annotation, molecular function: DNA-binding transcription factor activity, RNA polymerase II-specific; RNA polymerase II cis-regulatory region sequence-specific DNA binding. Gene Ontology annotation, biological process: regulation of transcription by RNA polymerase II; central nervous system development. Gene Ontology annotation, cellular component: nucleus.